GACCCACAAUGAGCAUCUCAGAGUCUUUCACAGCUGCCCGGAAGCCCUCCGUCGGGUCUACUCCAGCCAGCCAGCGGUUGUGCGUGGACAUACAGUGUUUGUCUCGCCAGCUCGAGCACAGCGCCUGUCCAUCGCUCGCACUUUGCAAUCGGCACCGCCUACCUGCUCCGAGGACGUCUCCUGCACCGCCUCCGACCUCAGUCUAUACAUAACUCCAGCUCUGCCCGACGACGCGUCUGCUUUACCUGCGCCUGUAUCGAAGGGCAGGACUGUUAUGCCGUCGCGCGUCGUCGCUGAAGAUGCAUCUGAUCCUUGGUUCUUGACAAUUGUCCGUACACAGGGCUUGCUAUUUGUCCGUCCUGAAAAGUCGUGGCGGCCGGUCUCACAUGAAGUAGCCCUGGGCUGUGACGGGCAAAACCCGAACACGAAGAUUCCGUUGACACUCCACCACGUCAACCACCGCAGCAAGAUCGACAUCAGAGUCCUCCAUAAAUCCCAUAAGCAUAGGAAGAAACAGCACCUCGUCGCCUCUGCCUUCGUUUCCCUCGGCGAGCUCGCUGGAAAGCAAGGACGACCAGGCUCCACGAUAGACGUGCGUCUCUCGUGCCCAACUCCUCAAAAGAAGGGCCCGACUGUCAGAGGCCGGCAGCAGCACCAUGCCAACCUCGUUGUCAGACUACAUGCACCAACACCCGUUGCUCCCACAUUUACCUCCCAGGAGUUAUACCCGUCAGAGCCUGGAGAAGACACCCCUUCAGAGCAUUCAUCGUCAAGAAGUCCUUCAGUCACCGCGGUUGGUGGGUUCACACCUGAACCGUCAGGUAAACCGCCAAAUGGAAUUCGGAGGCGCAAACGACGAAUACGCGGCUACAGCCUCAACACUGACGAUGAAGAGGACGCUGUCUCCGGUUCAGAGGCAUCUGCAUACCCAGACGCACCACAGGACGAGUACUUUCCGCCUGCGGACGAUACUGAUAAAUCUACGUACGAACCUGCAAUCGCGAUGGAGGAAACACCCGAGUUUGUGCAUAGCGCGCAUACGCCCGACGUCCUCCCGCGCUACAGCGAACAGGCAGAGUCCCCGCAGUUCUCAUGGGGUGAGAGGAUGCUGGACCGAGUCGCACCCUACUCCGAUCUCUACGAGGCGGAGCGGACGCAAAACCAUGAGCGCUUCGACAAGGUGCUCGCGCGCCUCCUGACGGAGUGGUACGUCGCCGCCGCUUCUCUACUUGCGUUGGCGGGUAUCGAUGCAGCCAUCUUCGGCCUCGCGCCAGGCUCUAUAUUUCCCAUAGACGGGCUCGCGCGGCAGGUCGUCGCGCUGGGUGCUAUCUCCGCUGGCCUCGGCCUCUUCCUCGAUACCCUGCUCGUGUUCUCCUACAGCAACGCGGACGCACAAAAGUUCCAAACGAUCGCGAAAGACGUGUACGGCACGUACUUCUUCUUCUGCCUCUACUGCCGCGUGCCGACGCUCUGCAUGCUCGUCUCCGCGAUGUGCCUCAUGAUCUUCCUCCUCACCGUCGCGUGGGCGGAGUGGCCGAGCGCGGUCCUUGUCGUGUCGUUCCUUUCCGGCGUGCUGUUCACUUUGCAAUACCUCGUAUUCGGGUGUCAUAGGAUAUUCAACUUGGUCGCGUGGUGCGUGAGGCGCGCGUGGACGGCGGUUGUGCGGCGGUCUGCGGUGCCGGGCGACGUUCCGCAGGAUGGAGGUGAGGGCAACACGGCGGGCGGGGCUGCGCACGGCGCGUCGCGCGCAUGACAAGGUGCGGUGGCGAACGGAUGUUGUAUCACUACUUAAUGUAUUCAUAUAGCUGGUAAUUUGGACAGUUUCUUAGUAUGUGCCAGCGUGUACGGGGUUACUCGAAGUGAGGUUGCGGAAGAACAUGGCUUGCUUCAACCCACUAACGUGUCUAGUAUUAUUCUGUGCCGGCGGGACAUGUUCCCGAGUCAAAGGACCCAGCCUGGAGGAGAACGCCGCCCCAUCACGGUAUCCCAGCUACUCAGUUCGCACUCUCCCUGCGAUCGUCGAGCUCAACACAAAAGUUGCAUUCGUCUUAGCUCUACAUCAUGCACGGUAUCUGAUGUACGAUCCCUCAAAAUCGCCUCACGACCAAAGUACAUACACCUACAGCUACAAAAUCUCAAACGCCAAUAUAAUACACUGCGGCCCUAUCAAGACAUCAUCUACUCGGACUCCGGCUCUGCAAGUUCAAUUUCCU
Molecule: messenger RNA, 2213 nt
Organism: Fomitopsis serialis
Lineage: Eukaryota; Fungi; Basidiomycota; Agaricomycetes; Polyporales; Fomitopsidaceae
Exons: 9
Coding region: 275-1753 (492 amino acids)
Source: RefSeq, a predicted model, not a curated record